AGCCUUGCUGGAGAAACUGAGGGCUGGAGUUAGCGCUGGAACUGAGCCGACAGAGAGCAUUGUCAGUUGAGCGCAGGCUGGGAAGAGAGAUGGCUGUGCUGAAUGCACGCAGUGUCCUGGUGACUGGGGCCAAUCGGGGUAUUGGCUUGGAGCUGGUGAGGCAGCUGGUUGGGAAAAGCAACCGGCCAGAAUGGAUCUUUGCCACCUGCCGGGACCCAGAGGGACCACGUGCCCAGGUCUUGAAGGAUUUGGCUGCCAAACAUCAGGGAGUGGAGAUUAUCCCACUGGAUACUUCUGAGCCCUCUAGCGUCAAGGAUGCUGCAACCAGAGUCAUUGAACGGCUUAAAGGGGUUGGGCUGACCCUUCUGAUAAACAAUGCUGGAAUUGCAAGGAUAAACUUAGUUAUGGAAGCUGAGACACCGGAAGACAUGUCUGAAGUGUACAAGACCAAUGUGAUUGGGCCCAUGAUGGUGAGCCAGGCAUUCCUGCCCUUGCUGAGGAAGGCAUCUCUGGAAAGCCCCCAGAAUGGGAUGAGCUGCAGCAAAGCUGCCAUUGUCAACAUCUCUAGUGAUGCUGGCUCCAUCACAAAUCUCUUCCUGUGGGAGAAUGGACAAGUUGUCAAUUACCGUUGCAGCAAGGCUGCUCUGAAUAUGCUGACGCGGUGCCAGUCCCUGGGAUAUGCUAAUGACAAAAUCCUGUGCAUUGCACUGCAUCCUGGGUUUGUGCAUACAGACAUGACAGGUGGAGGGUUACUCACAGUGAAUGAGAGUGUGCAAAGCAUCCUGAAGACCCUUUCCCAUCUCUCGGAAAAAGACACUGGGACUUUUGUGAAUUGGCAGGGGGAUGUACUUCCUUGGUAAACCCAAUAUAUUUAGCUGCCUGAUGUGGAGUAGCAAAGUGCCUCAGGGUGCACAGCCCCAAAGCGGAUCACAUUAUUUUGACACCAGAGGCAGAAACACCCACAAGCUCCUCUCUGUCUCCCCCAGCAGUAAAAAUGCAACAAUAAUAAUAUAUUUUGCUUUUGUAGUUAUAUCAAGUUGUUGUUGGGGAUUGGUUAUUAUCUGGAAUGCUUGCAUGGGCAGGUUAUAAAUAAUAAAAUUAUUAUCAUCAUCAUGCUGAAUUGUAGUGAAGUUAUCCUUUUGUUUCUGAUCUGUUAACAAUAAUAAUUUAUUCAUUAGUUUUUCCAAUAGAAUGAUAUCCCACACACUUUGUACCAGUCGUCUACAUUCCCCUCAGAGAGAUUUUUCCAAUGUCUAGCUGUAAUAAGAGUAAAUUCUACACAAAUUCAGUGGGGAGUCCCUAAAGUGUUUGGAUGGCACCUUGGGUUACAGAUGCUUCAGGUUACAGACUCCGCUAACCCAGAAAUAGUACCUCGGGUUAAGAACUUGGCUUCAGGAUGAGAACAGA
This is a messenger RNA of Podarcis muralis (Common wall lizard), 1407 nucleotides long. RefSeq names its product C-signal-like. The record is from RefSeq and is a predicted model, not a curated record. Gene Ontology annotation, cellular component: cytoplasm. Lineage: Eukaryota; Metazoa; Chordata; Lepidosauria; Squamata; Lacertidae. Gene Ontology annotation, molecular function: oxidoreductase activity.